GCUGAUUUUAGCACUAAAUCCACCAAAGGAAAAGAACAUUUUGAAGUGAACCCCUGCAGGUACACUGAGGGAAACUUGGACUGAUAAAGCUGUGAAAUCUAAGACUAAGGUGGGAAUAUCAUGUGUGUGUCUCGACUGGCUUUGCUCUUGGGGCUGCUUCUCUGUGUGGGGGCUCAGCUGUCCUUUGCCCAGCACUGGUCCCAUGGUUGGUAUCCUGGAGGAAAAAGGGAGCUGGACUCCUUUGGCACAUCAGAGAUUUCAGAGGAGAUUAAGCUGUGUGAAGCAGGGGAAUGCAGCUACCUGAGACCCCAGAGGAGGAGUAUCCUGAGAAACAUUCUUCUGGAUGCCUUAGCCAGAGAGCUUCAGAAGAGAAAGUGACAUCUUUCCAGAGACGGCUUUUCUAUAGUAACCCACUUCCUUUGUAUUUCUGCCUUGACGUGAUUUUGUGAUCAUCUGGCCUUGCUGUUUGUAAUGUUUGUCAGUAAAUUUGUCUUGUUUUUUUCGAUGUGAAAAUGAUG
Maylandia zebra (zebra mbuna) is the source of this 518-nucleotide messenger RNA. It is a transcript of the gene gnrh2, whose product is annotated as gonadotropin-releasing hormone 2. Gene Ontology annotation, cellular component: extracellular region. The record is from RefSeq and is a predicted model, not a curated record. Gene Ontology annotation, biological process: reproductive process; multicellular organism development. Gene Ontology annotation, molecular function: gonadotropin-releasing hormone receptor binding; gonadotropin hormone-releasing hormone activity. NCBI's taxonomy places the organism in Eukaryota, Metazoa, Chordata, Actinopteri, Cichliformes, Cichlidae.